Messenger RNA from Phasianus colchicus (ring-necked pheasant), 1416 nucleotides. It is a transcript of the gene MRPL39, whose product is annotated as mitochondrial ribosomal protein L39. The record is from RefSeq and is a predicted model, not a curated record. Gene Ontology annotation, cellular component: mitochondrion. Lineage: Eukaryota; Metazoa; Chordata; Aves; Galliformes; Phasianidae. Gene Ontology annotation, molecular function: nucleotide binding; RNA binding.
AGGAUGUCUGCUAGGAGAUUGCUUCUCUUGUUGGUGGGUGUGCGUGAGUGCCUUGGAUAUGGACUGUAGGCUUGUCUGCUGAUCUCUGGGUGGAAUUUCCAGCAGCUUCAUAUGGUUUUGAUUUCCACUGGGGGUUAAAGCUUUGCACUGUAUCUUGUCAGCCGAGGAUUACCAGAACACAGGGGGCGGUGUAACCGCCUGCUGUAAGGACACGCGUGCACGGCGGAGGAGGGCUGAAUGCCGGAACGCUGCGAACACUGCGGAUGGACUGAAACGAAUCCAGACGGCCCACGACUGACGAGGUUCUACAGAGCCGCCUGGCGGCAGAUAGCGGUGCGGCGGGGGGAACCAUGCUGCCGCUGCAAUUGUUUCCAGCCGAGCCGGGGUUCGACUCUACACUCUCUGCUUCUCGACUGACAUCAGAUGAAGUUAUUCGGAUGCGGAAUGAACUCUUUACCAAAGAGAAGGAGAGGCAGUUAUCUCUUUAUCCACGAAUUGAGAAAAUUGAAGUGAAAUACACUGGAAAAUCUCACCCUGGCAGCGUGUUUGUAAUGAACAAAGCUUUGUCUACACCGUACAACUGUGCCAUGCAUUUAAGUGAAUGGCAUUGCAAGAAAUCUGUUCUAGCUCUUGUGGAUGGUGAAGUCUGGGAUAUGUAUAGGCCCUUGACCAAGUCUUGUGAAAUUCAGUUCCUCACCUUCAAAGAUGAAGAUCCAGAGGAAGUAAAUAAGGCCUAUUGGCGUUCCUGUGCCAUGAUCAUGGCAAGUGUGUUAAAGAGGGCGUUCAAAGAUGAGUACUCUGUAAAUCUGGUUAAAGCUCCAGAAGUGCCAGUAAUCUCUGGAGCUUUCUGUUACGAUGUAAUUUUGGACAACAGACUGAAUGACUGGAAACCAACAAAAGACAAUUUCCGUUCUCUUACAAGGGAUGCCAGUAAGCUAAUUGAUAAAGACCUGCCAUUUGAAACACUGCAUGUUGAAGCAAAAGUAGCGCGUGAAAUGUUUCAGAAUAACAAGUAUAAAAUGGAGAUAAUAGACCAGAAAGCUUCUCAGAACAAGGAAGGAAUUGUAGUACUACAUAGGUUUGGUGACUUUGUCGAUGUUAGUGAAGGACCUCACAUUCCAAGGACAAGUUUCUGUUUCCAGUAUGAGAUAACAGCAGCUCACAAUCUUCAGACUAGUCAAUCUGAAUUAAUAAGGAGGUUCCAAGGCGUGUCCCUGCCAAUCCAUUUGAGGGCUCAUCACACUGUGUGGCACAAACUGCUGGAAAGAUCAAAGAGGCUGGUCACUGAGGAAAAAAGUGUGAAAGCAGCAGCAGAAAGUCAUGAGGCAAAAGAUGAAACUGAAGAAGGAAAAACUCUAUCAUUGUAAUUUAACCUCUAAAUGUACAUAAUAAAAUAGUGUGGAUUUUGGUUGUUUU